Molecule: messenger RNA, 2028 nt
Organism: Cadophora gregata
Lineage: Eukaryota; Fungi; Ascomycota; Leotiomycetes; Helotiales; Ploettnerulaceae
Gene: ADV1
Product: Transcriptional regulatory protein pro1
Exons: 2
Coding region: 1-2028 (675 amino acids)
Biological process (GO): positive regulation of transcription by RNA polymerase II
Cellular component (GO): nucleus
Molecular function (GO): zinc ion binding; DNA-binding transcription factor activity, RNA polymerase II-specific; transcription cis-regulatory region binding
Source: RefSeq, a predicted model, not a curated record
AUGUCAACACAACCCCCCCAACCACAGCUCAUGGGCAGAUCGAACGUCGCAAUGGCGGUCGCUCAACCAAAGCCAAAGCCGGCUCCAAAGGCCAACUCUACACCUAAAGGAAAAAUGCAAAUGCAUCGAAGAUCAAGAACAGGUUGCUACACAUGCAGAUUACGAAGAAAGAAGUGCGAUGAAGGGUCGCCAGCUUGUACUGCUUGCAAACAUCUCGGACUCCGCUGCGAAUACAAGAGACCCAUGUGGUGGAGCAACAAUGAUCAACGGCGGAUGCAAAAAGACAACAUCAAGAUGAUCAUUAAGCGGAAGAAGCUCACAGAGAAGACAACCUCUUCAACCACAAAUCAAGUCAUGACUCCGGGCUCGGAAACGCCUCCUGGAUUAUCACACUCUCUACCAACAUCGGCCACCCUUUCUGAUCCACUUGAUCGCACUCGGUCCGCCUCUAUCGAUUCUCAAUUGUCUCUCUUUGAUUUCAACGCACCGCCACACAUCGCAGACUACACGGCAUACAAUGCGCAAAUGCAUACAUCACAUUCGCAAUACGCAAUGUACCCCGAUUAUUCCCCGUAUGAAGUCGAUGUCAAAACCGAAAGGCAAAUGUUUGUCAAUGAUAUUCCAACUCGUCGCGAAUCGACAAUAUCGACGUUCAGCACCUACCACCCGCCACCGCCUCCUGAGGCAAUGCUCCCAUCUUUUCCAGUUGAGAAUGACUGGGAAGGAGCAUAUGGCGACCGAAGAGAAUCCAUGGCCGAAGAGACCUUAAAUACCAACCUUUUCGACUUCUCGCAUGGUCCACCUUCGACUGUUCGCCAAGUUGCCAUAGAGCUUGACGAGGGUGAUCAAAGACUUCUCGACCACUUUAUUGCGGACGUCCUUCCUACAGUCUUCCCAAUCCUCGAGACGAAUCAACAUGGGUCUGCGCGAACAGAUUACGUCCUUCCUGCUCUCCAGAGUAACAAGUGCUACCUUCACUGUUGUUUGAGCAUUGCGGCGCAGCAUUGCAAAGCCACCAUGAACAUUCAGGGGGAACAGAUCGACAACGAUAUCAUGCGCCACCGAUAUGCCACGAUUUCCGAGCUUUGCGAGGCACUCAACCGAGACACAGACCACUCGUCAAUUUUGGAGGCAACCCUGGGCAUGAUUUUCUUCCAAACGUCAGUUGGCCGAUAUGAUGAUUCCCUACCAGACAUCCCAUGGCACCAACACUUCCAAGCGGCGAUCUCGCUUGUCCAGAAACUUGAGCUGAACCGAAUGGUUUCGGAAUCCCAUGAUCUCAUCCAAUUUAACAUGACUCUCACAGCUUGGAUUGAUAUUCUCGGUUCCACCAUUCAGGGCCGCGCACCAACCUUUGCGCACACAUAUCGGGAAAAACACUUGUCAUCAACAAACUCCUCCCUCGGGCUGCGCGAGCUCAUGGGAUGCGAAGACCGAGUUAUGUACUUGAUUUCUGAGAUCGCUUGCCUAGAGGCUCUCAAGAAGGACGGCAUGGAUGAUAUUCAACUCUGCCAGCAUGUGCAUGCACUUGGUGAUCAAAUCGGCCUUACUGAAAUUGGCGAAACCGGCCCAAAGAUUCCAUAUAACGCUAAUGGUGUCCUGAGCCCCAAGCAAUUGAGCAAGAACAUGACAGCUGCGUUCCGCAUUGCUGCUCGAAUUUACUUGUGCAGUCUCGUUCCCGGUUUCACACCAAGCCAAGCAAGCUGUGUUGGCCUCGUUUCCAAGCUUACCCAAGUCCUCGAAUUUAUUCCUUCCGGGCAACUUGGCUUCGACCGCAGUCUCGUCUGGGUAUAUCUAAUCGGUGGAUCAGUCAGCACAGCCGACUCGCCAUUCCGACCCUUCUUUGAAGAACGUCUUUCUGCUCUCGGCGAACUUGCCAAUUUCGGCAGCUUUGGCCGUGUUGCCUGCCUACUCAAAGAGGUAUGGGGCCAUGUCGAUGGACGCUUUAGUCCAGGUGGUGGAGAAGCACAUUACGUCUCCUGGAGAGAUGUAAUGCAGAUGAAGGGUUGGGAUUUCUUGUUGAUCUAG